AUGAGUAGCCGCGUAGGGGCGAAUGUGGAAAGCUGUUCGGAGUAUGAAGGAAUUAAACCGGAGUCCCAGCCACUGUUUUUGAAACGGUUUUGUAGUCGAAUCAGGAAAAUGUAAAAUAUCGGAAUGCAAGUUGUAGGAGUUAUAGUGAGUUUUCUUGAAACUGCUGUCGAUGGCGAGGGAUUGUUUUGGAAGCGCGAGCUAAAGCGUGGGUCACCUACUAGACGGACUUGCCUGCGCCGCGUACGACACGCUAACUCGUGUUUCAACUGGUCAGACGAAGACUGACGUCUUAAAAACUGGUAUUUCUAGUCGACAGAAUACUUGAUUACCUGUGGUGGAUAUAGUUUCUGGACUUGUCCAACUAUCAUGCCUACUCUCAGCUCGAAAAGUAGACAGAACGCAGCGGGAGCGGUUGAGGAGGGAGGCAGUAACAGCGAUCCUCUCGACACCUCGACCAAAAAGAUGUUGAAAUGUGUUGUGGUCGGCGAUGGAGCUGUGGGAAAAACCUGUUUGCUGAUGAGUUACGCCAACGAUGCUUUUCCCGAGGAAUAUUUACCAACUGUUUUCGAUCACUAUGCAGUGAAUGUAACAGUAUCUGGGAGGCAGCACUUACUGGGACUGUACGAUACUGCUGGACAAGAGGAUUACAACCAGCUGCGGCCCCUCUCUUACCCCAACACAGAUGUCUUUCUUAUCUGCUUCUCUGUCGUGAAUCCAGCUUCCUAUCACAAUGUGCAGGAGGAAUGGGUUCCUGAGCUCAAAUCCUGCAUGCCUCAUGUGCCCUACAUCCUCAUCGGGACACAGAUUGACUUGCGAGAUGACCCAAAGACACUGGCACGUCUGCUCCAGAUGAAGGAGAAGCCACUGACCUAUGAGCAAGGCCUCAAACUAGCCAGAGAGAUUGGAGCCCAGUGCUAUCUGGAAUGUUCGGCACUGACUCAGAAGGGACUAAAGACAGUAUUUGAUGAGGCCAUCCUGACAAUCUUCAGCCCAAAGAAACAAAAACGGGGCUGUGCGGCCUGCAGGGGCUGUUGUGCUAUCAUGUGAGGAUAAAACAUCUCCAACUGUGAACACCCACUCUCCUUCAAAGCUUUGGGCAGAGUAACAGACCCUAACCCGCCUCCAGUCUGCUGUACAUCCUUCCUUUGCCCUCGGUUUGUAUGUCUUGUGGAGAGCUACACUGUCCAAAACAAGUGCCUAAACUUCCCCCCCGCAUUGCCUUACAGGAUCCGCUUCUCAAGCCAAAGAAGUCUCAGACGGGACAGCGGUUUCUUGAACCAACGUGGCGCGACAUCGCCAAUCUCCAAUCCAACAUUUCAGAUUCAGCUCUGAGCCAUUGGAUUUUAUAUAUAUAU
Molecule: messenger RNA, 1355 nt
Organism: Carassius auratus (goldfish)
Lineage: Eukaryota; Metazoa; Chordata; Actinopteri; Cypriniformes; Cyprinidae
Gene: rhoj
Product: ras homolog family member J
Exons: 5
Coding region: 367-1047 (226 amino acids)
Biological process (GO): small GTPase-mediated signal transduction
Molecular function (GO): GTPase activity; GTP binding
Source: RefSeq, a predicted model, not a curated record